This is a messenger RNA of Trichoplusia ni (cabbage looper), 1681 nucleotides long. It is a transcript of the gene Orc5, whose product is annotated as origin recognition complex subunit 5. Gene Ontology annotation, molecular function: DNA replication origin binding. Bases 225 to 1613 code for a protein of 462 amino acids. Lineage: Eukaryota; Metazoa; Arthropoda; Insecta; Lepidoptera; Noctuidae. Gene Ontology annotation, cellular component: nucleus; nuclear origin of replication recognition complex. The record is from RefSeq and is a predicted model, not a curated record. The transcript has a single exon. Gene Ontology annotation, biological process: DNA replication; DNA replication initiation.
UAAAACCAAUAAUAUUACACAGUUGUGGAAUGAAUUGAAGAGUAGUAAGGGCGCGACGUGCCAUUAAAAACAACAUAGCGAGACCGCACUUAGAAUUGCUCAAAUUCAAACUUGCUUUUGCGGAACGGAACGUAAAACGUCAGUUAGCCGGCGGCAAACUACAGCUGUCAAAUAUAGUAAAUCACGAAAGUUGCUGGGUUAGAAACCAGAAUUAAAUAAUUAAAAUGGAACAAUUACAAAACAAAGUGCCCUGCAGGGAAGAGCAGUUGAACGACUUGUUUAAUCUCCUCGGUGAUGGCGACGAAUGUUUACCUUGUUCUAUAUUUAUCAGCGGCAGUAUGGCGACAGGAAAAACUUUGUGUGUAAACUCGGUACUCCGAUGUUUGAACUACAAACACGUUAUUAUUGACUGUAUAGAAUGUUACACACCUAAAAUUAUAUUCGAGACUAUUCUAUCGGGACUGGAAGACGAGGAAAUCGAAGUUAAAUGUGAAACACUAAUGGACCUUGUUAAUGGUUUGAAUCGGUUGCAAGAGACGCGUCUUGGUUAUGAUCCCAUUGUUUUAGUGUUCGACAGGGCUGAGAGACUUAGGAAUUUAGACGCAAACAUAAUGAGCGCAUUUCUAAAACUAAGAGAACUCUGUAAUUUAAAUAUUUGCUGUAUUUUCGUAACACAUUUAAUUUAUGAAAACUUUAACUUCAGAAGAGGAGCCCGUGAGCCUAUAAAGCUUUAUUUCUCGAAUUACAACAAAGAAGAGCUGUUCAGAAUAAUAUUUCUUCAACAAAAACCUUUUAUACAUCACUUGCUAGUUUCUUACGAAGUGGACAAUGAAAUCAAAGGUGAAUUAGAGAAACCAGAGCUAUUUGCAAACUUUCUCAACGCAUUUUUGAGCGUAUUUUAUAGACCGUGUCGAGAUCUGAUUGAGUUGCAGCACAUGGCAUGCGUUAAUUUCAUAAAAUAUUGUGAGCCAAUCAUAAAAAAUGAGAUAAGUGCUACAGACUUGACAAAACUGUGGCGUCACAUUUCUCCGAUUCUCAAAUCUAGUUUGGAACUGCUCUACCUGCGUAUAAGUGAUGCUAAAUCUGUUAAACCUUCACCAGGCAAAGAGAACAGUGAUACUGACAGCACACCACACAACUUUGAAAAUAUGUUGAAAGAAGAGUUGACUUCAACAAAAACUUUUGCACAAAGUUUUGAACUACCCUACUAUGCCAAAUUCUUACUCAUUGCUGCUUAUUUAGCUAGCUACAACUCACCGAUGGAGGACAAAAGACUGUUCAUGAAGAAUCAUGGGAAGCAACGGAAGCGUUUACAACAAAUUAAAGCCAAGGCUAAGAUAUCAGAGAAGUUGAACACGCAGCUUGGUCCUAAAGUUUUCACAUUACACAGAUUACUGGCCAUAUUUUAUGCCAUAUUAGAAGAAAAGAUUGGUUUGACAAGUAAUUUACUGGCACAAAUAGCUACUUUAGUGGAAUUGAAGUUGAUAGCUGGGAGCAAGGAAAUAGAUCUGGAUACAGCUAAGUACAAAUGUAUUGUUGGUUAUGAUUUCAUAGCAGCAGUUGCUCAGACUGUUGGUUUUAAUGUAAGGAAGUAUUUGUAUGAUUUCAUGUGAUUUUUAUUUAAGUUUAUUUAUUGUACUUUAUUUAUAAAAGGUUUAAAAAUCAAAAUGUGUUUUCUUUC